AUGAAGGAGCUACUUGACACGGAUCGUGUCAACUUUUUGAUCUGGAGGUAUUUGCUCGAAUCAAAUUAUCGAGAGACGGCCGCCAAGCUGCAGAAGGAAUGGCGGGUGCACCAACCUCACAGGCAGUUCGACUUUGCCUCGCAUGUCAACACGUAUGCGCUGGUGUCACUCUUGAACAAAGGCCUCAUCUAUGAAGACUACCAAAGACGAUUCGAAGCCGCCCAAAAGGCGCCUGGUAAUGUGCCGGCAAUGGCCGGGGAGCCUCCGCGGGGUGUGUUUGGGCCGCUGAAAUUCCAGCCCGAGGAGCCGGUGGACGAGGACGAGGAAGAUGAUGUGGAAUCGGAGCCAGAGUUGGAGCUGGACGAGAUGGAAAACCCACGAAAGCGUGCGGUUGAGCGGCAGCAUCAUCACGAAUUGACGCAUGGAUCCCCCGCAAAACGCCAGCGGCUCAGCAACGGCUACGAGAAUGGAGCCGAUUUGGCCACCACACCAAUGGAAAUCGACCCCCACCCAGACAACAACCACGCGUACCCGUCACCGCUCGAAGGCGAACAGGUUGAGUCCUCUAUCCUGCGCACCGAAGGACCCUCACGCGGCACGCAGGUUGAGAAGGUCCGCGACCUGACCCAAGGCACCGUGUUUCUGCGCCUGGGCGCCGACGAGUCACCCGAGGCUAGCGAAAAUCCUCUUGUGCUCCUCUGCGAGUGGAACCCCAGGAACCCGUCCAUCUUGGCGACAGCUGGGACAGAUGCGCUAGCCCGCAUUUGGACAGUACCUAGUGGAACCGCCCCAGAGCAGGAUCCAGGUCACGUGAAUACCGCCAGGCCCUCGUUCAUGAGCAUUGUCGAAGAGGAUCUGCCGAAGAAUGCCACCGUCUCGGCUAUGGCCUGGAGCUCAAGCGGCGACCUCAUUGCGCUUGGCACCGAGCUCGGCACCAAGUCGCGCGUGAGCGUCUGGUCGGUUGACGGAACGAGCAUACAGCGCUUUGACGGCCUUGACUCGCCCGUCACCAACCUCUGCUGGAGUCCCAACAGCAACUUCCUCCUUGCCAUCAGUCCUGAUGUGAGCAACGGAGCGGCAAAUCCCGGCACUCUGCUUCACAUCUCAUCUCCUUCGUUGGUGAAUUCCGUGUCUCAUGUCCUCGAACACGACCUCCGAUCCGACAACCUUGAUGCGGCAUGGAUUAGCGAAACCGAGUUCCUCCUGUGCGGUGGCGACUUGCUCGUCUCCUUCAGGUGCUUGGGGCAGGAAAUUGUGCGGAGCAGCGAGUUCCAGACAGCCAAGGAUGAGCGCUUUACCCUUGUCGAGUUUGACUGGCGGUCGAGACUGGUUGCGACUGCUAGCGACAAGGGCUACAUCGAUAUUUGGGAUGAGUCUGGAAAGCGCCGUUCGAUACCAGCCCAUGACGGAGGUGUCGCCAGCCUGAAGUGGCAACCGCUGCAGGGGGAUCCCACUGAUGACGAGAGAUUGCUGGUAUCCGGCGGCGAAGACGGCGCCAUCUUUGUUUGGAACGUACGCAGCGCCGAGAACAAGCCCAAGUAUUCAAUCACAAUGCCGCCGCCGCUUGCUGUCAACAAUCUCUCAAUGAGUCCGGACGGUGCGUUGAUUGCUGUAGCGGCUCACGACAGAAUCCUGGUUUGGAGAAUGGGUGACCAUGCGAUGCCAAUGGCCAGCUGGGUCCCGCAGCCUGGGUGGCAAAGCCCCGGAUCCGGGACCGAUGCGGAGGACGCUAUCUCAUGCUUAGGAUGGGAUUCUGAGGGCCGGCGUCUGGUGUACGGCUUGGAAAAUAGACUUGCCGUCAUCCGCCUUCGGGAGCAUGAGGGAUGA
Parathielavia appendiculata is the source of this 1827-nucleotide messenger RNA. RefSeq names its product WD40 repeat-like protein. Gene Ontology annotation, molecular function: protein binding; transcription corepressor activity. Gene Ontology annotation, biological process: regulation of transcription by RNA polymerase II. Lineage: Eukaryota; Fungi; Ascomycota; Sordariomycetes; Sordariales; Chaetomiaceae. The transcript is spliced from 6 exons. The coding region runs from base 1 to 1827 and encodes 608 amino acids. The record is from RefSeq and is a predicted model, not a curated record. Gene Ontology annotation, cellular component: Set3 complex.